CUGGUAACAAAAUGUUAAUAAAUCACUGCUGAAAGUGAAGAAGCGCUAUGCGCAGAAUGCAGCUAUCACGGGUGCGGGAUUUCAAAUUCGCGACGAAAGGUCUCGACUCGACGCAUUGCAAUAAAAAUUAGGAUAUUUUAACAGAUAAUUGCAACAAGCAAGAGUUUUACAUUGAAAGACGUUUUCAAUCAGUACAAUACAUGAGCUUGUUUUUACACGAUUGUAAUCGUUUUAUGAAGUUAUAAAUACGGGAACAUCAAAUAUAUUUAUUUUGGAAAUGGAUUGAUAUUUCGUGACGCACUAAAAAAUAGUUUAUGAACCAUUGGCAUUUGGCAAAUAUCAUCAAUUCAUGCUAUUUCUUCAUGUUUCAUGAUUGCUAAUAUUUCAUUCUAUUCUUUUUUUACAUUUUUUGCGUUAUUUCAAUUAAAAUCAUGUGUGGCAUUUUAUUUAACGGUUGACAAAGGGGUAAUAUUCGGCGAUUACUGAAAGGUUACUACUAUAGCAAUGGAUCUACCUCCAGCUAGAACCAUGGAUGUUUCCCCAAAAGUAUUUGACCGCAUGCCACUUGCAUAUACUGGUAACUAAUCCCAGCCUAGUCUAUUGCAGUUCUUGCGGGACAAUUUUUAAAUUUUUGCAACUAAAGUAAAGCUCGUCAGAGAACAUAAUGACAAUUAAAUUAUUUGAAGAGUCGUAAACCACGAACAACAAACUUAUUUGCAUCCUCGUUUUCUUAUUCUCAUUUUCAGUAAUGAUAUUUAGUUUGCAGCAGGCUGUGUUUUAUUAAUUUGAAAUGAAAAAAGUUAAAAUAAAUAAGUUGCUUGAAUGCGGGAUUUGCGGAAAAGUACUUUGUAAUGUGCAAAAUAAAACUAUUCACAUGAGACAACAUACAGGAGAAAGACCAUACAAAUGUGAUGAAUGUGGAAAAGGAUUUUGUGACAAUAGUACUUUAAGAAAACACAUUAAUCGACAUAUGAAGAGAUUUGUCUGCAAAAUCUGUGAAAGGCCCUUCGGCUGCAAGUCUCAGCUUUCUACUCAUAUUCUCACUCACGCAAAGGAGAAAAUAUUCCCAUGCACAUAUUGUGAUGAGCUUUUUGCGAGUAAAGGAAUUUUGAAGUUGCAUAUGGGAAGGCAUACUAAUGAUUAUCCAUUCAAAUGUGAGAUAUGUGGCGUCAUCAAGUUGUACCAGUGCAAGCUGGAUAUUCAUAUGCGUACACAUACAGGUGAAAAACCGUUUAUCUGUAACUUAUGUGGGAAGGCAUUUAGACACGACACUAAUCGAAAUGCUCAUAUGCAAACACAUUCCAACGAAAAGCCGUAUGCAUGUGAGAUAUGUGAAAAGAGAUUUGCUGUACAAAGUUAUGUCAAGAAACACAUGAAACGGACUCAUUUGAAAUCAGAAAGUAUAUCAAAUAAAGACUCGUUGAACGGGAACUAAAUGAUCACUAGAGAACACCGUUA
Molecule: messenger RNA, 1458 nt
Organism: Styela clava
Lineage: Eukaryota; Metazoa; Chordata; Ascidiacea; Stolidobranchia; Styelidae
Biological process (GO): regulation of transcription by RNA polymerase II
Cellular component (GO): nucleus
Molecular function (GO): DNA-binding transcription factor activity, RNA polymerase II-specific
Source: RefSeq, a predicted model, not a curated record